CCUACUCCCUGCAAACCUCACACAUGAAAACGAAAUUACUGUGCCAGUAUCGACUAGGGUACAGUGCAGUGCAAGAAUCACCAAAACAACUCCAAAAAAUCGAGAAAAAAAUCAUCAAAAAGAGGGAUAAUAACUCCAGUGGAUGACUGAACCGAGUGAAAUGUCUCCUACUCCCGAAUUUUCUUGUCCACCAGUUCUCCGGUGUCCGUAGUCUGCGAGGGCGGCGUGGAACCGACGAGGUGAUGAUGAUGGAAGAGUAGAUGCGCCUCAUGGCUGGAGGCACCGGCAAGAGGGGAAAUUUUUACAGUGGAGACUGGACAUGUGAGGGAAAGACUAGUCGGUCGAUUGUUCAUAGAGUUGGAUUGAGUGAAACGUUUGAGAGACGAAAAAUUUUGGAGAACAGACGUACUUACAUUCACAACAUUUCUACACUCCAACAGAGUAUACUUAGAAUCUUUUCGGAGUGUCUGCAUUGCGAUCUUUACAUUAUACACGGAUCAUACUUACUACAAACAAACACUUGUAUCGUUAAGACAAGAGCUCCGAAAUUGUACGACGUGUUAGAGAGUUAUUUCGUUGAUGAGGGGAGACCGAGCAAAUGCGUUCUACGUUCCUUGGAUAUUUUUCAUCAGGUCCAGGAUUUUGUGAGAUUACUUUACUGCAACUUGGACAUCACCAGGGAGGAGCUCUACCUCGUAGACUUACUGAUCACCCAGGGAAAUGACUCGUCCUCCCCAGUGGUAUCAUUACCCAACGAUGUGGACCUAACUCCAGCCUCAGAAAUGGCAGACUCCGGGCUGGAGACCGGCUCAUUCAGUCUCCAAGAGACAACAGAAUCCGAGAACUCAGGGACAGACUUCGAAGAGUCCCACAUAACGGACUACAUCUCCACCGACGAUGACUUCAUCAGAGUCUCGAUAAGCGGAGACAUCGAGAGAUCAAAAUCCCAGAAUCAGAGAUGCCAGGCUCCUCCAGAGCGAAUACCCCAGCUCCCCAGGACGAGUAAUAGUUUCCGUGGGGGAAUAAAACCGGAUCCUUCGUCGUCAGGUUGCUCCUCUCGUGAGGAUCACGACCCGACGACCUGCGACGUCUCCUCAGACACCUCAAAAUAUGAAAGGGAAGUGUUGAACGAACCGUUCUACGAUUCAGACCCCAACGACAAUGAUCAGGGCUCGUCAUUCGUUCCCACAGGUUCAUUCGAGUUCAUCGAGCCUGAGAAUUCGUUUCCCAUUCCUCCGCACCCUCAAAAAUAUAUCCUCGACAACAACCUUGAGGAGAAAUCCCUAAAGCCCGAGGCCCGAAGCAUGAUCGUGGAGAAGCUUCAGCACGAGCUGUCCCACUCGAACGAUCCCUCCCUGAAGAAGAGUUCCUCAAGCAUAAACAGCUACUACUUCAUCGACGCAUCAAGUCUGAACGAUGAGCCUGACAUUGGACUGCUCCUCUCGAAGGACGAAAAAUCCGGAACAUCACUUCCCCCAUACCUGGAGGACUACAUUCCCUCGAGAACCGACGUGGACGGUGAUAAAGCGAGGAAGUCCUCUUUUCAGAUGCACCACGAGAACAUCGCAGAGUUCCAACGAGAGUUGAAGCUCACAGAAUAUCUAGAGCCCAUAUCAGAGCCCAGGAAGGUGAGACGAGUAGAUUCAAUAACUGAAGAGAGAGUGGAGAAAGUCGUUGAAAAGGAGUCGCUGGUGGUGGAGAUCAAGGAGGCUGACAGUGGUGAGAGCAAUCAUCCCUCCCCCUGCAUUGAUAACAAUAAAAAGGCGAGGGAGAACGAGGUGAACGACAUCUCCCUGACGAAUGACAUGUUCGAGGGGGCUGUCAACAAUUCUGGUAACUCAAGGAGAUCUUCACUGAUAAGGGGAAAUACUUUUGAAUUGGAAACUGGAGAUGAGAAACUGUCGAAUCUUCGUCAGGAGUACGAACGUCGUCAGGGGAAUUUGGUAUUCAAAAAUUCGAUUCCUCAGUACUCGGGGCACAGAGUGGACGAUGACUUGAUGUCCUCGUCGUCGAACUACUCGAUUUCUUAUCCAGAGUCGGUGAGGGUCAAGGACCUGGGAGCAACUGGAGAGAGUAAUGGGGUGUGUGGACUGUUGACGAAGAGUGCGAGUGAUAAGAACCUGGCAGAGUGCUCAGAGACUGACGACAGCUCUAUAGCAGACUGCACCAGUCUUCCAGCGACCUUCGAGCCACAUUUCAUGUCCAGCAGAUCUGGGACACUGAAGAGACCCAGGAGGGACGAGAUGACGCCGAUAGUGUCUGGUGGUGUGAGCUCUGUGGAUUAUUCCAGGCCUGUGGACAGUCCCACUGUGAGGAGAAAGACUGAAUCGACUCCAAUAGUGUCUGGAGGCGCUGUACUAAUGAAUUCACGAGUGGAGAAGGUGGGAAGACCUACGAGAAUGUCCUCCUCGAUGACGACGUGGGUGGUCGACAUGAGCGAUUGUGGGAAAGUGGCGAAAACCAACAGCUCCCUGGGGGACAUGUCCCAGAGUUUCUCUUCAGCAGAAUGCAUCACCAAGGGAUUGAACAGGUCAAAAGGUAGUUUAGGAUUUUUCGUCAAUCUGAAGGACAUCGCUUCACCCCAGGACGAGACAGCUGGGUCUACCUCCAGGAGGGAGGACGCCACCAAGUUCUUCGUGGAUUUAUCGUCUGAGGCGUCUGGAAAAACGAAGAAAGAGACCAAUGGGAGGGAGAAAACUCCAGAUAAGAAGAAUAUAUUCUCGAUGUUCAUCGAUCUGAGUGACUCAGACAAUGGAAAAAAUCAGGGGAAACCUUGUAGAGCACAACCGAGGAGCUCAGAUGACAGUGGAAAGGAGGGAGGAAGUGAAUCCUCACAAGAGUCCAGGUCCACUGAGAAGAAGAGUGUCUUUAUGUAUAUCGAGUCUGAUUCACCAGUGGUUAGACGAAGGACUCUUUCAACAUCAAAACCCAGUUUUCAGAGGCACUCGUGGAAUGUGGAGAAGGUCCAGGGAAAUGGGCUCAAGGAGGCGCCUUUUCGUAAGGAGCACAAACGAGCUAGAUCGGUAUCAAUUGAUCCGGAGAUUCAGAAAAAAUUAUCACAAAAUACUGGGUCUGUUUGCUCCCUCAAUCAGGAGAAAACUCAAGCACCUGUUGAUCCUCCUAACGAGUCCUCGAAGCCAGAAAUUCCAGAAAUAGUUGAUUACGAAAUUAGAGAUACUCCACCGAACUCCCACGUGGAGAUCAUCAACGAGGACAUAUCUCGUUGUGCAAAACGAAAUGAAUUAAAGGAUCUCAUGAAGAGUGAUAUGGGCUCCAGUACUGAGGCAUCAGUCGAUCCAAAAGCUGAGGAUGAGCCCUCGGACGUCUCUGUCUGGGAGAAGACGGGUACAGAGAGCACAGAAGGGCAUACGAGAAAAUCGGAGACCUUUGACAUCAGUAGUGGAAGCGCCAGUGGUCCCUCCUCCAGUGAUAACCAGGAGUUCGAGAUAUCAGGGUACACAAAGGAUAGACGACAGGAGGUGUCUAGCAAGGUGUCAGAGACCCACAAAUCUCUGACCAAGACCAUAAAGAAGAUUGAGGAUGAACUCGAGGAGGAUUACGACGACUCCCAGAAGACUAUUCCAGACACAAAGGAAUCAGCCUCUUGUUCUGGAUUCGUUAGACUCUCGGAUCUGGACAAAACCCCAGCGAAGGUGGAGAUCACUUCCUCGGAGGACACUACGAGAAUCACCAAUCUCUCAUACAGAAUGAGCAAGAGCAUACCUGAGACCUCCUGGGUGGAGAGCAAAUUGGCCUUGAACAGAACAAAUGGCCCCUGUGCAGUGCGAACCCUCAGCACCAGGAAAUUUACCUCGAUAAUGAGCACAUCAUUACCAGCUAAACACAAAUCCCCAAUCGACGAGUUCCAGAACGAUCUGGACCCAGAGAUGAUCUCAGAAUCAGACAUCAGCAGUAUGCAAUCGAGUAUGGGACGGUCAGGGGCUGAUGUCAGCACUGAAGAGACUGAAACCUCGUCGUUUGCAAAUGUCAAGCCCUACAACAGACUCGGGGAGGACCUUCUGAGGAUGUUCCUUGAGGAGAUUAAUCCUGACGUUACCAUCGACGUCUCUGGUAGGAGAAUCAGGGCUCACAAGUGCAUUUUGAGCUCCAGGUGUCAGUACUUCGCUGCUAUUCUCAGUGGAGGUUGGAUUGAGAGCGCUGGGAAUGUCAUCUCCUUGCAGGGAUACUCGUAUCCAUCGGUUCACUUUGCUCUCUGUCAUAUAUACAGUGGUGAGAGCAACAUUCCUGAUUCCAUAAGUAUUGUUGAGCUGGCAACACUCGCUGAUAUGCUGUGCCUCGAGGGACUGAAGGAGGUCAUUGGAUACACCCUGAAGGUGAAGUAUUGUCACUUAUUCCAUAAACCCUGCCAGCUCUGUGCUGUCGGGGUUCUUGAGUGUCUUCCAUUGGCAGCUACUUAUGGCCUUGACGAAGUGUACAGGAAGUCGUUGAGGUGGAUUACCAGGCAUUUUGUCAGGAUCUGGCCCUGCAAAGCCUUUGCAACUUUGCCAAGGGAACUCAUGGACAAGUGUUAUCAUCAGCAUAUCGUUCACAUGUCGGCUGACAAUGUUCUCCAGACUAUAAUGGAUUGUGAUAAACUAUUAGCAACUCUCCCCAAUAUACGAUGGGCAGAACCAGUCUUCAGGAUGGUGUCAAAUCUGUUGGAGACUGGACUGAAGUUCAUGAGUGAUAAUUUCUCGUCAGUUCUGAGUAACGACAGCUUUCAAGCUCUUGGAAGAGAUUUAUCUUGGAAUAUCAGUAGACUUGAGGAUAAUGUUCUUGCGUCAGCUGAUAGACUUCCUCCUGAUCAGGCCUGCAGGAGUUACUCGAAAUUAUUUAAGAUGUUGGGGAGCGUUGGGUGUGAGGAUCAUAAGCAGUGGAACCCCCUGUUCGUGGAAUUUCUGAAGAAGAUACAGGGACGUGUGGAGAAGUGUCUGGUUAAGGAGGCGCCCAGGGCUGCCAGGACCACCACCUGGUUGAAGAUGGAUCUGGAGCUUCGGAGGAGGAUCCAAGAGCUCGCCUGUCUCGUUAUACUUCCUCAUGAGGGAAUGAAGAGGACCACGAGACACACCAACUUCGGGAAAGAAUCGAAAACCCCUGGCAAACCCGUGGGGAACAGAAAUGUAGAUCUGAGGAAAGUGAAGAUGGCGAGUUCAGAUCACACUUCCAAUGCUUCAAAACCCAGCACAAGUCAACCGAAGAAAGUCAUGAUUAAACCGAAGACAGAUCCUCUGGAAAGAAAGAUGCAGGAUACUAAGGCUAUUGUUCAGGGGGAAUCAUCAAUGAGGCCAAAAUCCUGGCCGAAUAAAUUGGAAGUUAAGUCUAGGUAUUUGGAACCCAGGACUAAAUCAGCUCCCAAGGAUUCAGUUCCCCCCAGUUUACCUGAGAGAAUAGGUGUCCAGCAGAGAAGGAAGAUCAUGAUAUCAUCCUCUGAUUCUUCGAGAACAUCGAGUCCAGCGAUGAAGAGGGCUGUUGACAAGAAACCCCCCACGAAGAUGAAGCUGUCUGUGAAGAAGGAUGUGAAGGCAUUGUCCACUGAUAGCUUGACGGAGUCCUGCAAUGUCAAGGGCGUCAAGAAGGAUGCUUCGGUGAGCAAGAGCUGUGGUAUCACUAGGCCAGAGUCACCCUCCAUGAGGGUGAAGGAGGGAGAGAUUGGACUCUCUGUUGAUUCAUUGGCUGAAGUCAAGAAGAAGCCUGUGGCUGUGAAAAAAGUUACUGGGAAAAUGGACACGUCGAUGUCGACUGACAGCCUUAUGGCUGAUGUUGCUGGGAAGACGGCGUCGAAUAAAAUAUCCCCGACGCUUGGAAGGAUUGGCAAGACCCAGGAGAGGGUGAAGAAGUCCCCACCGAUGACACAAAAGAGCCCUCUCAGUGUCGCUAGGCGGCCUGUUAGGUCGGUUGAGAGCUCCACUGCUGCUAGUAGAAAUAGAGCUGCUGCAACUAGUGUUUAUCAGGGAUCACCUAGUCUUAGGAGGAAUCUCCUGGAUGCUGCCAAGAUACCUGAUUUUGGGAGGACUGUUAAUGGGGGUUCAAAGGUUAGCACAAAGCAGAGUACGCCUUCCACGAGCACACCGCCUGUGGGGAAGAGGGAGAAGAGGGACAGCAAUGCCUCCAGCAGCGAGAGCCCCAGCAAAAGAUCACCGAAGUUGAAUGGGGUCAGCAGACCUCUAAGGGUCGUUGGGAAGAAGACUGGGAAGGGAGUGGAGGAGAAGAAGACGAAGGUGGAGGCUGUCAAACUUGGAGUUGGCUCCAGGUCUGGGACUUUCUUGAAGGAUGAACCCACUAUUCUUAAGAAGUCGGAUAUGAAGACGACGCAGGUGACGUCGUAAGGGGUUGGGGAGGUGAAUUUUCGUUUCAUUUGGUGACUGUGGGAGCGGUUUUGAUUUUUUUUUAUUUAUUUUCUGGGGCAAAAGGACGUCAGGUGAUGAGACACGUAGUGGAGAUUCUGGUAGAAUGGAGUGUCUUUAAUUAUUAAUUACUCGGGAUCGGUAGAGUAGAAUUCGCCGAUUUUUUUUUCAUUUUGACGACUUUUUUUUUAUCUGUAAGUUGUGAAAAAAUCAUUCGUUUUUAAUCUACGGAUUCUGAGUUAUUAACUAUUGAAAACGUUCCAUGUUGUGUCGGGCAUGAUUUUCUUAGGAUGGAGACACGAAGUGGAGAAGUAUUAACAACGUUUUUUAGUCAAGAAAAUAAUGAAAAAGUGGCUUGAUAAUACAGUCGUUCUUUCAAGUGACUGUUAUGUCUUAGCACUUAGUCACUUUUCACAAUGACAAGGUCAUAUCAAUUUUUUUUAUCCCGUCUUCGUGCUUCAUUCGACGAAAAUAUUCCACACAGCAACUGUCAACAUAAUGGGAAGCGAGCAUUCAACGAACUUAAUGUUACCUUCAAAGUUUUUAUGACUUCGAGAGCAUUCGAUAUUAAUUGAAUAUUUUCUUAAUCUCGAGACCCAGUUGUUUUGAAAGAAAAUCGUGAAGGAACUUCUCGUAGAACACGUUCUCACUGAGAUAACUCCACAUUUGAUUCAGGUUUUAUUAACGAACGGAAUUUGAUAUUAACAAGUGGAGGUUUUUCUUAAUACCAGAACAGUUGUUCUACAAUAAAAAAUCAGGACUCGUUUUAAAACAGACAUUUCAUCACCUGAAAGACGAUUCUUCUCACGUUUUAUUUUAAUUCCUGAUUAUUAAUUACUUACAUCAAAAUGAAAGGAGAAUCCAAUCGUUAAUUUUUUCAUCACCUGACGUUAGUCCUCUUCGUCCCAAAUACUUAAUUCAAUUUCCUAUUCUCAUGAAAUCGAUUGAAAAUUUGAAAAAUGAAGUGAUAUACUUCCUCGAGACCCAAAAAAUUAAAAAAUUUCCAGUUUAUUGGGGAAAGUCCUUGGGUUUUUAUCACAAGCCCCAAAACUUGUGAAAGUGAUAAUUCCAUGUGAGCAAUACGUUAAUCGUCCUAUGUAAAUUACCGAAGAGGAAAAAAAACGUUGAAACUUCUGGCUUUACGAAUGGUUUUAAUAAUGCAUGACGUGAAGGCAUUUAUCAAUUAUAUAUAUAGUUUAAAAAAAAAAUGCGUGUGCUAUGAAUUAACCGAAUACUUGCCACCGUAGGCAGUGAAAAGUAGAUAAUUUUUUUAUUUUCGAUCUUCAUUUUUUACUCGAAACAAUCAUUUCGCCCUCUCCCUUUGCAAUUUUCUCGACUCUUCGUAAACAAUUCCAUGAAAUGAAAAAAGUUAUUGAAAAAUUAAUCAUUGAUUGUUAAGUGGCUACAUACUUAGUAAUUAAAUAGAUAUUUAAAAGCCAGUUGCUGAUACGGCAGAUUAAAAUGAAUAUUUCACACGAUUCGAUUGAGUAAUUAUUCAAAUUCGAGAGAUUGGAAUUUAAUUAUCGAUUAAAAAAUGGAAUAGCAAUUAUGUUCGAUUUUUUCUAGUGAGCUUUGCUAUUCACUGAAUUUAUCAAUUAUUUAUUAUGGCCAACGGAUUAUGGAUUUUCAUUUUUUUUGCGUAGAGAAGAGUUGAAUAUAAUCCUGCCAAUCGCAGUGCUGAAAAACUGUCAUGCAGGACAUGUUAUGAUUGGCAAUUUUCCAUUAUUCAACGUAUCGUGCUGAUGAAAAAUAUUGAGGAACAGAUCGGGGGGAGUUUUAAGACUAGAGGCAAUUCGUGGCCAUUUCAAUGCGCAAGGUUAUUUUCUCAGUGGAUUUAUUUAACGAGACAUUGAUAUUGUUUUGCAUUUGCAAUGUACAUUUAUAUGCAAUAUUUGUAUCUAGUCAUUUAUAUAUUUUCAAUCAUUUGAAUUUAAUGUAAACGUUAAUGAUAAAUAUUUAAAUACAACGGUAAAAUUAUGAAAA
Diachasmimorpha longicaudata is the source of this 8327-nucleotide messenger RNA. RefSeq lists its product as uncharacterized. The transcript has 4 exons. Lineage: Eukaryota; Metazoa; Arthropoda; Insecta; Hymenoptera; Braconidae. The record is from RefSeq and is a predicted model, not a curated record. Gene Ontology annotation, molecular function: protein binding. Bases 261 to 6326 code for a protein of 2021 amino acids.